Messenger RNA from Rhodotorula graminis WP1, 1580 nucleotides. RefSeq lists its product as uncharacterized. The record is from RefSeq and is a predicted model, not a curated record. The transcript is spliced from 2 exons. Bases 1 to 1425 code for a protein of 474 amino acids. Lineage: Eukaryota; Fungi; Basidiomycota; Microbotryomycetes; Sporidiobolales; Sporidiobolaceae.
AUGUCCAUCGAGGCGUCGAGCGACGUGCACGGACCCGUCGCAGGUUCCCCUCCUUCCUCCCCUCGCCUCGUCGCCCGCGACCUCCCCUACGAGCUCCUCCACCUCGUCUUCCGCCUCGCCUCGACACCCUCCUCCUCUUCUCGACCUCGGCAUGGCGGCGCCGUCUGCUCCUGGCACUCGUACGAGCCUGCUGCGCCGCUCAGCCUCGUCUGUCGACGAUGGCGCUCGCCCGCGCAGGCCGUCCUCUUCUCGAGCGUCGUCCUCGACGGUCACGAGCGAGCGCAGGCGUUCAUCGACGCUGUCAAGCAGUCAGAGCGCGUUCGGCAGCUCGCGAAGAACGAGACGGCGUUCAUCGUUCUCGCGCUCGACGCGCAGGACGAGCAGUCGCCGUCCUCCUCGCCGAUCCUCCUCGACCCGCCGGCUGCGCCCGGCCGCCAACGCGCGACGUCCGAGCUGCUCGUCGCGGCCCUCGAGGCUUGCUCGUCGGCGGCGCACGUCCACGUGCGCACUCUCCACCAGGACGUGCGCGAGCGCCUUCUCAGCACGCUCAUGGACCCGCAGCGCCCGCUCGUCACGCUCGUGCUCGGGCCGACGCACGCCGCAGCGAGACGAUGGAGCGUGGGCCUGUGGGACGUCCGUGACGGUUGGGACCUGCGGCCGACGGUGCAGAACCUCGAGCACACGGGCCUCUUGGCGCCGGGUCCGGCGCCGUCGACGGCGAGCAUCGUCCCACCGCUGCGCCCAUUCCCGCAGCUGGCCCUGCGUCGUCUGAAGCUGUGGCACGACUGGCCGAUCGACCUCCUCGCGGCGGCGCUCAAGAGCUGUUCGUCGCUCGAGUACCUCGAUCUGUACUUCGAGCAGUACAAGCCCGCUCAAGCUUUCUUCGACGCUCUCAAAGCGUCGGGCAAGAGCUUGCGUGAGGUGCGAUAUGUCUACAAUCCGACCUCGCCCGGCCCCGACAGCGGCGACUCGUCCUCCUCCCUUUCGCCUCCACCCUCUCACUCGUCUCCACACCAGCAGACGAGCUCGCCCGACCUCAGCUCGUCCUCGACCGGCACUCGACCGCCUCGGCCCGCUCCCCUCUUCGACCUCCUCCUUCCUCACCUCGUCGCACUCCGCACCCUCCACUGCACCUCGACCGAGCUCACGCCCUCGGCGCUCCUCGCCCUCCCACCCUCGCUCCAGUCCCUCUCGGUCCAGUCCCUCAACUCGCUCUCGCGCUUCUCGCCGCGCGCGCUCCUCGCCGUCCUGCGCGACCAGCACCUCGCCCUCCCAGACGGGUUCAGGAGGCUGACGGUGACGGACAGCCCGGACGUGUGGGGCGAGGAGGCGAUCGACGAGGCGAGGUUGCGGUGCGAGGAUGUCGGGGUGCGGUUCGAGUUCCGGAUGGACUUUGAGGAGGAGGGAGAGUACGAGAGCGAGUGACGGCGACGGCGGGAGCGUCGUCGAGGGGAAGGGGAAGGUGCGUGGACUGGGCAGGACGAGAGAGAACGUCGAGAGGAGGUCGAGGCCGAGGUCGACGAGGCUCCGGACGAACGAGGAGCAGGACGCGUGCUGCAACGAGAAGGACUCUUUGCCGG